Molecule: messenger RNA, 528 nt
Organism: Enterobius vermicularis (human pinworm)
Lineage: Eukaryota; Metazoa; Nematoda; Chromadorea; Rhabditida; Oxyuridae
Source: the annotation of a GenBank genome assembly
AUGAAUGAAUACAAAUUUUUGCAAGGUCCGAUACAUAAUGUACGACAAGUUUUGGAAGCAAAUCCGGACUCGAAUCCAAUGUUAUUCACCGAAAUGCUGGAACUUGCUAGUUUACAUGAUGAACUUGGAAACCAUUGGAGACAAAUUUCAAGGUGGAUAAGGUAUGAGCAAACUGUUGAAGGUGAUGGAACACGAUUUUCGAAACCACAUAUCACGUUGCUGUCAAUGGUUAGUCUUAUUCAACUAAAAAACUGUCUUCGAAAAGGUGUCAUCAUUCUUGAUGCUCGACUGAAUUCAUUUGCUGACGUUGCCGAUACAAUGUGUGCGGCAUGGGUUGAACGAGGCUUCCUGAACGAUGAAACAGCAUUUGCCGUCAAGGAGGUGUUAAACUCCUCCAAGUUGCAUUUGAUCGAUGGUCGGAUGAGACGGGCUGACGAAAGGCGACGAGAUGAUAAAGUUGAUCUAAGGCAAGACGCUAACGACAGAAAAGAUAAAGAUAGGGAAGAUCUCGAAGUAAGUAUUUUGUGA